This is a messenger RNA of Yamadazyma jaroonii, 234 nucleotides long. NCBI's taxonomy places the organism in Eukaryota, Fungi, Ascomycota, Pichiomycetes, Serinales, Debaryomycetaceae. The record is from the annotation of a GenBank genome assembly.
AUGUCAGUACCAGAGAAACCAUCCAACACUGGGUUUGUAGAGCCCCAAUUCGGCUAUAAAGACAUUCAAGUCAAGACUCAUAAGUAUAAAGACAGUCCAACUCCUCUCAGUGGAAAACAAAGUAAAGCUGGGGAAUUUUUCGCUAGUAAGACCGAUAAGGACCAUCAAAAGAAGUAUGCUAAACAGAUUGGAAGAAGAAUUUUCGAUGUUUUGAUCCGUCAAGUAUGUAACUAA